This is a messenger RNA of Trichogramma pretiosum, 1648 nucleotides long. Its product is annotated as apolipoprotein D-like. Gene Ontology annotation, molecular function: pigment binding. The record is from RefSeq and is a predicted model, not a curated record. Lineage: Eukaryota; Metazoa; Arthropoda; Insecta; Hymenoptera; Trichogrammatidae. Bases 1 to 1014 code for a protein of 337 amino acids. The transcript is spliced from 5 exons.
AUGAAGUGCUCAGUGAUAUUAGGGAUCUUGGCUACCCUGGCGGUUAGCGCGAGGGCGCAGAUACCCAGCCUGGGAUUCUGCCCGGAGUAUCUGCCGAUGGCCGGCUUCGACAUGGAGCGGUUCAAGGGCAUCUGGUACGAGGCCGAGCGGUACUUCCAGCUGUCGGAGGUGGCGUCGCGCUGCGUCAUGUCCAACUACACCAAGGGCCCGGACGGCAAGUUCUACGUGACCAACGAGGUCAUGAGCCGAUUUCACGGGAUUUUCAGCACCGGCAUCAAGCGAGUCCUCGAGGGCGAGAUCAGGAAGCCGGCCUCGAAGGCGGAGGAGGGCAGGCUGCACGUCAAGUACACCACGGUGCCGCUGAUACCGCUCGAGACCCAGUACAACGUCCUGGAGACGGACUACGACAAUUACGCGGUCAUGUGGAGCUGCUCGGGCCUGGGACCGGUCAAUACCCAGAACGCCUGGAUCAUGACCAGGCAGCGCAUCGCAGCCGGUGAAAUUCUUCAGAAGGCCUACGGAGUCCUGGACAAGUACAAGAUCUCCAAGGUGUUCUUCGUGAAGACGAACCAGGACGACUGCGCCUACCUCGACAGUCUGCAGUCCGAAGCGGCCGCCAACAAGCCCAUCACCGAGCCGCCCAAGCAAUACGAUGACGAAUACGAGGAGGCACAGCCACUGAAGAAGAACGCCAUCAGGGAGAACGUCGUUCCUGACGCACCCGAGGCCGUCAUCAAGCAGAGGCGCGCCGAGAUCGCGGCCCAGGAAAAGGCUGCCGCCGAGAAGCUUGCGCUGCAGCAUCCGAAAAUCAUCGCACCCGUUGCCGAGCUUCCGCAGCCAGUAGUUGCCGAAGAGCCAAAAGUGGCGGUACCGGAGCAGCUUCCAAUUGUAGAGGCAACACAGGAGGUCGUCAAGGAGGCCGAGCCCAUCGUGCGAUCGGCGCGUCCAGCCGUAGCCGUAGUAAAAACCAAAGAGAUCGAACCGGUUGCCGAGGUGAUCAAGACUGAAGUUUAGAUUCGACGAUUAUUCCACUUAAUAUAACGCAUCUAAUUUUAAAUCAUACCUGCAUCUUCCUCGCGUGCGCGCAAAAGUAUACGCAUAUUACACAUACUACGCUUACUGUAUAAUGUGCUUUGACGAAAAAGACUUGCCAUCAUACUUCAUCAACAAUCUUUCCGAAGAAUUCAUUAAAAAAAAAAAAAAUAAAAAAAAAAUAUAAAUAAAUAUUCAAAGCUCGGAGCGGAUCAAUUAGACUGAGUCGUGUGUCGUGCGCGCGAACCAAAGUAUUAAAAGCUCGAUCCAUGCUUGCCAAUCCCGUUCUCGCCGCACCGCGACGUAUCCGCAGUCUCGCUCCGGACGACUACUCGCGAUAAUACAAUUUUUAGUAGCCUCUCUCAGCAGCUAUCGCUACACGUAUACGAUUCUUUCGUCCCUUAUACGCCCUAUACUCGAGUACUGUACUUGAUAUUACAUUUUUUUUUAAUAUACUCGUCUCGAUUUCGCGAUCGAGGCGGCACAGCCCACGUCGAGGGGUACAAAAAAAAACAAAAACAUAACAAUUGUAGCCGAAAAUUAAAAAAAAGGCCGUAAACGAAAUGUCGAAAAAAAUGCCAAAAAAAAACAAAACAAUCAAUCACAACAAAAUGCG